Molecule: messenger RNA, 351 nt
Organism: Fusarium poae
Lineage: Eukaryota; Fungi; Ascomycota; Sordariomycetes; Hypocreales; Nectriaceae
Exons: 2
Coding region: 1-351 (116 amino acids)
Source: RefSeq, a predicted model, not a curated record
AUGCCCGGUUCUGGUUCAUUUCAUGGCCCAAGCUCGAGGUCUAAACCCAAACUCUCACCUUCACUUCAUACCUACUUACCCAACAACUUUCUUCUCCUUAAACUCCAGAGUCUCUCACUUUGUAUACACGCUGAUCCCCGCCACCUCAAACUCUCUACCGCCAACACCCAAGCAACCUCCAAAAUGGCCUGCGGAUCCUCCAAGUGCCUCUACGACCGUAGCGGUCCUGGCAGCGCCGCCACCUCAAUUGCCGAGUCCAUCAUCAAGCCCUCCGAGGCUACAGGCACCAAGACCAAAUGCAUCGAAUGUGGUGACUACGAAUGCUGCUGUAUUCCCUGCACUAUCCUGUAA